CGCUUGGAGAGCUUGCCGCGACCUCCAUUCUACUUCUCAUUUAAAUAGAAGAGUAAUCGUUUGCUUUCUUGUGAUUUUCUUUCCUUGCUGUGGAUAGUUUAGGUACUCUUCCUUGCCCGUCCGCUGAAGAAGCGUGGGCAUAUACUCGCGCGACACAUUCACCCUCCGUAGGAAACCCCCCUAGCUCCAUCCGCGCUCUUGUGCCUGCAAAACGCCGCAAUUCGCGCUGUUGAAACCAGCAACGCUGUAAUAUCGGCGGAUAACUACGCUAUCGAAGCCUCGACGCAGGCUAUAAAGGACCUCGACAUGUCGUUCGCCGUGCCUAGGAACCUGCCCAAUUUCGAGAACGCGCAGCGCAGAUUCGAAGAUAAUGUUUGGGGAAAGUUUACGGGAAACGAGAAAGGCCUGCCAAUGUAUAAGGAUAAACCCGCGAAUUACGGAGCGAAAAGGGGAUCCGGGAUGUGGUUGAGGCGGAAGAGAAAUAUUGGGCUCGUGGCGUUGGUGGUGUUUGGACUGUUUUAUUGGCUUGGGUGGUUAGGCGGGGCGGCCACUGAAGGGGUGGAGCAGGGAAAGAAGGCUGGAGGUGGAAGUGGGGGUGGGAGUAGUGGGAGCUGGAGUAUAUUACCUGGGGCAAAGAAGGGCAAGGUCGAUUGGGAGAAGAGGAGAGAGAGUGUGAAGGAUGCGUUUCUGCUCAGUUGGAAGGGCUAUCAGGAGCAUGGGUGGGGAUUCGACGAAUACCACCCUGUCUCCCAAAAAGGGCGAUUCAUGGCAGAGCCCGGUGGUCUCGGUUGGAUCAUCGUAGAUGCACUGGAUACAAUGAUGUUGAUGAAUCUCACUAAAGAGCUGAAACAUGCUCGGGAGUGGGUGUCUACAACCCUAUCGUACGAUAAACAACAGGAUGUAAACACGUUUGAGACUACGAUAAGAAUGCUGGGAGGUCUGUUAUCGGCGCACUAUCUACAAGAAAUUCUUCCAGGGAUGAAACCCGAGAGCGCGAAUGAGGAAGAUCUCUAUUUGGAGAAGGCAACAGAUCUUGCAGACAGGUUGAUGGGGGCCUAUGAAUCGCCGUCAGGAGUGCCGUGGGCGAGCGUUAUUCUGAAGACGGGGAAAGGCGAAGCUUCUCACGCAGAUGGAGGAGCUUCAUCGACGGCAGAAGCGACAAGCCUGCAAUUGGAGAUGAAAUACCUCGCCUACCUCACCGGAGAGUCUCAUUAUUGGGAGAAGGCCGAGAAGGUCAUAAAAGUUGUUGACAACAACGGCGCUAGGGACGGUUUGGUGCCCAUCUUUAUCUACGCCGACAGGGGCGAGUUCCGAGGCAGCGAGAUUCGUCUCGGCAGUCGAGGAGACUCGUACUAUGAAUACUUAAUCAAACAGUACUACCAGACGCAGAAACAGGAACCAAUCUACCUCGAUAUGUGGAACGAGGCUCUUGCAGGUGUAAAGAAACACCUCAUCACAUACUCCAAGGACAGCCAUUUCACCGUUCUCGCUGAGCGACCCGCUGGCCUGGAUGGUCAUCUCCACCCCAAGAUGGAUCACCUAGUGUGCUUCAUGCCGGGAACAAUAGCCCUAUCCGCAACCGGCGGCCUGAAUCUCACCGAAGCGAAGAAACUCCCAACCUGGGGCAAACAGCAAGAAGAAGACAUGUUGCUUGCGCGCGAACUUAUGAAAACAUGCAUGGGCAUGUACCGCGUCACUGCCACUGGCCUUGCCCCUGAAAUCACGCACUUUGAGAUCUACGACCCUCCCAAAAUGAUGCGGCAGGAGAUUCUCCCCUCGCUUGGCGAUAUUUCCGUUGAAGAUGGAGACUGGAAAACGGAUUAUAUCAUCAAGCCUGCGGAUUCGCAUAACCUGCAACGACCGGAGACCGUCGAGAGUCUCUUCUAUAUGUGGCGGAUCACGGGCGAAGAUAUGUAUAGAGAGUGGGGAUGGGACAUGUUCGAAAGCUUUGUGAAGCACACGAUCAUUGAGAACGGAGGCGGUUUCACAAGUAUCGAUGACGUUACUGUUGUCCCACCACCGAGCAGGGAUAAUAUGGAGAGUUUUUGGCUGGCGGAAACUCUCAAAUACUUCUACCUCCUCUUCGGCCCCAAUGAUAUCCUUCCACUCGACCAGAUCGUACUUAAUACGGAAGCACACCCUUUCCCGAGAUUCGAUCCGUCGAAGAAGAGGUUUAAGACGGGGUGGAAAAGGAUUCCAAGGGAUGGGAAGGGAGGGUUGGUUAGAGAGAAGGGGGGGGUUAGCUCUGUGUAGAUGGUUUGUAUUUAUGAUUCCCCAGGAAAUUAGUAGGGCGCAUCUUUGGCGCUGGAGUUGGAGAAUAUAGGUGGACUUGACAU
Molecule: messenger RNA, 2336 nt
Organism: Lindgomyces ingoldianus
Lineage: Eukaryota; Fungi; Ascomycota; Dothideomycetes; Pleosporales; Lindgomycetaceae
Product: mannosyl-oligosaccharide 1,2-alpha-mannosidase
Exons: 3
Coding region: 307-2253 (648 amino acids)
Biological process (GO): carbohydrate metabolic process; N-glycan processing
Cellular component (GO): endoplasmic reticulum; membrane
Molecular function (GO): mannosyl-oligosaccharide 1,2-alpha-mannosidase activity; calcium ion binding
Source: RefSeq, a predicted model, not a curated record